Messenger RNA from Ectocarpus siliculosus, 1635 nucleotides. The record is from the annotation of a GenBank genome assembly. Lineage: Eukaryota; Phaeophyceae; Ectocarpales; Ectocarpaceae.
GCGAGGCAAACCCUGGUAGCCUGCUUUCCGACGACAGCGCAGCACCUGCAACGGAAACACAGAGAAACCUGAAGGGUUGAUAUCAACGCUUGUGUUGAAAAGGAACGGCGAAAGCUUUGUAGAGUUGCAACCCGAGGACAGUGCUCCACACAGCCCGCGAAGAACAGCAGAGAGGGCUAUCGAGCUCAGCACCUGGACGUUCACAACAACCGCACCCUACCUCCACAGCAGGUAGAUAAAAAUGUCGGAGCUCAGCAACGUGGCGGGAGCAGGGCAGAGCGUCCCCGCCGACCUUCGAGAGGAGGUCCUGUCCGCCUCGACAACAAACGCCGGAGGAGGCGGGUUCGACUUCGAAAAUCACCACCGCAACGCCCGCAUCGCGGCAGAGCUCGCCAAGUCGGGCAAGGAGGGGACCUUGCCCCGCGCAAAGCUCACGGGAACGACGAUCUGCGGGUGCAUCUACAAGGGAGGCGUUGUCCUGGGCGCGGACACGCGCGCGACCGGCGGGACGGAGGUCGUGGACAAGAACUGCGAGAAAAUCCACUACCUGGCGCCGAACAUCUACUGCUGCGGCGCCGGCACCGCCGCCGACACGGAGAAGACUACCGAGAUGAUUUCGGGCCAGCUGGACUUGCUGCGUCUGUCCACGGGGACCCAGUCUCGAGUCGUGACCGCGUGCACCAUGCUCAAGCGCAUGCUCUUCCGCUACCAGGGGUACGUGUCGGCAGCGCUAGUCCUGGGCGGCGUUGACGUGACGGGGCCGCACUUGUACAACAUCUACCCCCACGGUAGCUCGGACAAGCUGCCAUAUCUCACCAUGGGGUCGGGAUCGCUCGCAGCCAUGUCGGUGUUCGAAACAGGGUUUAAGGAGGACAUGGAGGAGGCAGAGGCGGUGGAGCUCGUGAAGCAGGCCAUCAUGGCGGGCGUGUUCAACGAUCUUGGCUCGGGUAGCAACGUGGACGUAACGGUCAUUAGGCCCGGGGGGGAGACCGCCAUCUUCCGGGGGUUGGAAAAGCCGAACGAGGUGUCGGAGCUCAGGAAGACGGUGGAGCGCCCGGCGGCGAUCAAGGUACCGAAGGGGGCAACCGAGAUCCUAGCGUCCAAGUUCCAGCCGCUGUCGUCUCUGGUUACCGUGGAAGACGCGCCGCAGCCCAUGGAAAUCUAGUGUGAUAUUUUUUGUUGUUGUUUGUUUUCUCGGUGACGACCAUGCGUCCUGGGGGGGGGCGGGGGGCUAGGUCCCACAUCGCUUCAGAGGAGCAAGCUAAUACUGCUCCACACUGUUGCCGUAGAUGGGUGAUAGGGUGGGUGGCGUCGCAACGGUGGUGUUCGCCAUUUUUUCUGGGUUCUCACUUUUUGUGGAGGCUCGCGGUUUGUCGAUGCUGGGCAAGGCCACCGAGACAGCAGGCACGAUGUCGAUCGUUGUUUCGUUGGCGAUCAAGAGCUGAGGGAGUGUUGCCGGCGCUUUGAUGGUUGAGUUGUCGCUCUCCCAAGACGGGUCUCGGUUUGCGGGAUAGGAUUGAUUCCCUUUGUCGGAAAAACGUCCGCUUCGUUCCAUCCUUGCUUUGUUUUGGCAAGGUGUGGCCGGGAUAAUACGAUCGGAAUCCAGAAACCAACCAAUCCAAAGAAGUUUCGCUU